Molecule: messenger RNA, 594 nt
Organism: Striga asiatica
Lineage: Eukaryota; Viridiplantae; Streptophyta; Magnoliopsida; Lamiales; Orobanchaceae
Source: the annotation of a GenBank genome assembly
AUGUAUGGUGACCGAGUAGCUCUGCUUUUCGCCCUUGGCCUUGAACACCAUGGUGCUGGGAUUGACGGUGACAUGCAUGAGGCCAUUGGAGGGAUUAACGACAGCAACGUUAUCGGCGGCGUUGUCGAAAGCUGGUUGGGAGCUGCUGCAGCCAAUAUAGAGAGGGUGGCCGUCACCGUCACUGUUGGAGAUGGCGCCGUAAUCGUCAUCCUCUGGGGGGGCAAGGCGGAGGCACUGCAAUCUGAAAUAGUCCUCAGCAGUCACAUCGUACACCAGCCCGGGGUCGGUGGCCUUGUGCGGGUCCACGUGGCCAGCCCCCCUGGCCCACACGGAUGCCUCUGCCCCGUCGUCCAAUAUGGGCCAUCCCUGGCUGUCUCGGGUGUAGGCGAGCGGAUCAUGGCAGGGGACCAGUCAGGGUGGGCCCCCUUGAGCAGGGUGGCGAUGCCCGAGACAUGGAGGCAGGCCAUGGAAGUGCCGGAGAGGAUGUUGAACUCUGUGCGGCGCGUGUCUGAGGAAAGGCCAGUCGGGGACAGGCCGUCGGGCCAGGCGGCGAGGAUGUUGACUCCCGGGGCAAUCAGCUCGGGCUUGAGAUAG